GAGGCCUGCUCCCCUCCCCCUCUUGGAGAGCGAGCGAGCUGAGACUCUGGAGAGAUGCCGCCCCCCUCAGACAUCGUCAAGGUAGCUGUGGAGUGGCCAGGGGCCAAUGCCCAGCUGCUGGAAAUUGACCAGAAGCGGCCCCUGGCCUCCGUCAUCAAAGAAGUGUGCGACGGCUGGUCGCUGCCCAACCCCGAGUUCUACACGCUGCGCUAUGCCGACGGGCCCCAGCUGUACAUAACUGAGCAGACUCGCAGUGACAUUAAGAACGGGACCAUCCUGCAGCUGGCCGUUUCCCCGUCUCGGGCUGCCCGCCAGCUGGUGGACCGGAUCCAGUCGCACAGCAUGGAGGCCCGGCUGGAGGCCAUGAAGGAGCUGGCCAAGCUGUCCGCGGACGUCACCUUUGCCACCGAGUUCAUCAACAUGGACGGCAUCGUGGUGCUGACCCACCUGGUGGAGAGCGGCACCAAGCUCCUGUCCCACUACGGCGAGAUGCUGGCGUUCGCCCUGACGGCCUUCCUGGAGCUCAUGGACCACGGCGUCGUGUCUUGGGACAUGGUCUCCCUCACCUUCAUCAAACAGAUUGCCGGGUACGUGAGCCAGCCCACGGUGGACGUCUCCAUCCUGCAGCGCUCCCUGGCCAUCCUGGAGAGCAUGGUGCUGAACAGCCAGAGCCUGUACCAGAAGGUGGCCGAGGAGAUCACGGUGGGGCAGCUCAUCUCCCACCUGCAGGUCUCGAACCAGGAGAUCCAGACCUACGCGAUUGCCUUGAUCAACGCCCUCUUCCUGAAGGCGCCCGAGGACAAGAGACAGGACCCGCUCCUUAACCCACUAGAGCUGCCCUGCACUGAGAUGGCCAACGCCUUCGCCCAGAAGCACCUGCGCUCCAUCAUCCUGACCCACAUCAUCCGAGGAAACCGCCCGAUCAAGACGGAGAUGGCUCACCAGCUGUACGUGCUUCAGGUCCUGACCUUUAACCUCCUGGAAGAGCGCAUGAUGACCAAGAUGGACCCCAAUGACCAGGCACAAAGGGACAUCAUCUUUGAGCUACGAAGAAUCGCCUUUGACGCAGAGGCCGAGAGCAACAGCCUCUCUGGGGGCGGCAUGGAGAAGCGCAAAGCCAUGUACAUCAAGGACUACAAGAUGCUAGGCUUCACCAACCACAUCAACCCCGCCCUGGACUUCACGCAGACCCCGCCAGGGAUGCUGGCCUUGGACAACAUGCUGUACCUGGCCAAGAACCAUCAGGACACCUACGUCCGGAUUGUCCUGAAAAACAGCAGCCGGGAGGACAAGCACGAGUGCCCCUUUGGGCGCAGCGCCAUCGAGCUCACCCGAAUGUUGUGUGAGAUCCUGCAGGUUGGAGAACUUCCCAACGAGGGCCGGAACGACUACCACCCCAUGUUCUUCACUCACGACCGCGCCUUCGAGGAGCUGUUUGCCAUCUGCAUCCAGCUGCUGAACAAGACCUGGAAGGAGAUGCGUGCCACGGCGGAAGACUUCAACAAGGUGCUGGGGGCUGGGGGAGGGAAUCCGUGGGGAAGUGAGUCCAUCGCCAUGGGUGCGCCACCUGCCCGUCAGCCGGAACCAUGUGCGUCGUGUCUUGCAGAGCGCUUCUGGUACUGCCGCUUGGCGCUCAACCACAAGAUGCUGCACUACGGGGACCUGGAGGACAACAACGCCCAGGGAGAGGUGACCUUUGAGUCCCUGCAGGAGAAGAUCCCUGUCGCAGACAUCAAGGCCGUUGUCACUGGGAAAGACUGCCCCCACAUGAAAGAGAAGGGAGCCCUGAAGCAGAACAAGGAGGCGCUCGAGCUGGCCUUCUCCAUCCUCUACGACCCCGACGAGACCCUGAACUUCAUUGCGCCCAACAAAUAUGAGGUGGCCAUCUGGAUCGACGGCCUGAACGCGCUCCUGGGGAAGGACAUGGCCAGCGAGCUGACCAAGAGCGACCUGGACACCUUGCUGAGCAUGGAGAUGAAGCUGCGCUUGCUGGACCUGGAGAACAUCCACGUCCCCGAGGUGCCCCCCCCCGUCCCCAAGGAGCCCAGCAGCUACGACUUUGUCUACCACUACGGCUGAGGCGGGCGGGCGGGGGCCCCUCCGGCCUCCGCCACACCACGCCACCCUUGCAUGCGCUGGCCUCGGCUUUCCCCGCCGACCACC
This is a messenger RNA of Gekko japonicus, 2163 nucleotides long. It is a transcript of the gene ELMO2, whose product is annotated as engulfment and cell motility 2. Lineage: Eukaryota; Metazoa; Chordata; Lepidosauria; Squamata; Gekkonidae. The transcript is spliced from 19 exons. Gene Ontology annotation, biological process: actin filament organization; cell motility. Bases 55 to 2079 code for a protein of 674 amino acids. The record is from RefSeq and is a predicted model, not a curated record.